Molecule: messenger RNA, 1277 nt
Organism: Rosa chinensis
Lineage: Eukaryota; Viridiplantae; Streptophyta; Magnoliopsida; Rosales; Rosaceae
Product: zinc transporter 11
Biological process (GO): zinc ion transmembrane transport
Cellular component (GO): membrane
Molecular function (GO): zinc ion transmembrane transporter activity
Source: RefSeq, a predicted model, not a curated record
CGCUUUAUAACUAACCCAACUCUGCAUUCUCCAAUGUCCACAGCCUCUCCACAAAAAUGGCUCGACCACUUCUCCUCCUCCUCCACCUCAUCCUCCUCUCCCUCGCCCUCGCCGCCUCCGCCCACAGCGGCCACGGCGAUGAAGACGAGGAACCAACCGCCGCAGACGACACUGACCUCCGCGCCAGGCCUCUGAUCAUGGCAAAGAUUUGGUGUUUGAUAGUUAUUUUCUUCGGAACUUUCAUCCCUGGAGUUUCUCCUUACUUCUUCAAAUGGAAUCAGGGUUUCUUGGUUCUGGGGACCCAGUUUGCUGGGGGUGUGUUUCUGGGGACGGCUCUGAUGCAUUUUCUGAGUGACGCUGAUGAGACUUUUAAAGACUUGACUAAAAAAGAGUACCCUUUUGCGUUCAUGUUGGCUUGUGCUGGGUUCUUGUUGACAAUGCUGGCUGACUGUGUCAUUUCCUAUGUGUUUUCCAAGAAAAGGGGCGCUGGCUCUGUUUCUGAUCUUGAGACUCAAGGGAGUGUUGAACAUGAAAAAGGCGUCACAGCAUCACAGUGUCAGAGCCAUAACCACUUUGCAAACGCAUCUGUCGCAAAUGUUAGUUCACUUGGGGAUAGUGUCCUGUUGAUAGUAGCCUUGUGUUUUCACUCUGUCUUUGAGGGCAUUGCAAUUGGAGUUGCUGAGACUAAAGCUGAUGCUUGGAAAGCCUUAUGGACAAUUUCUCUGCAUAAGGUAUUUGCAGCUAUUGCCAUGGGAAUUGCUCUUCUGCGAAUGAUGCCUAACCGUCCCUUCUUAUCAUGCGCUGCCUAUGCUUUUGCAUUUGCUAUUUCAAGUCCUAUUGGCGUGGCCAUUGGAAUCAUAAUAGACGCAACAACCCAAGGUGCUGUGGCAGAUUGGAUAUUUGCGAUUUCAAUGGGUCUGGCAUGUGGUGUGUUUAUCUAUGUAGCUGUAAACCAUUUAUUGGCAAAGGGUUACACACCCGGUAAGGAAGUUUCUGUGGACAAACCCCAUUACAAGUUGGCAGUGUCGUUGGGCGUUAGCGUUAUAGCUGUUGUGAUGAUUUGGGACACUUGAAGACAUGCCAAAGGUUGUGCCUUUACCAUAUUUGUUUGUGAAAGAAUGCCUAAUGAAGCAUAUGGAAUGGAGUUUCUUUGAUGAGUAGCAAGACUAGGGUAAUAGCUAAAUCUGUUUUUUGUAUAUAAAUUUCAUGUAGUUAUUAGUUCAGUCUACAAGACUGCUAUCAUUCCCAAUAUGGUGAAAUUGUUACAACAGAUUGCA